AUGGCCGACUCCGUGGUCAGAGCUUUAUAUGGCAAAGCAACUUCAUUAACAUUAAGUUCAAAGAAAAUGAAGAAAGUUCCAGAGUGUAUUUCCAGAUUAACAAACCUGUCAGUCCUCCUACUGAACAACAACUCCAUCAGCUGCCUGCCUGCAGAGCUGCUCUCUCUACAACACCUUUCUGAGCUGAAUUUGGGAAAUAAUGCCUUGAAGGAGGUUCCUGCUGUGUUGGGCCAUCUGGAGUCCUUGAAGAAACUGUAUCUGUUUAGCAACCAAAUCAGAGCAGUGCCACCUGAGGUGAUAGGCGGCUUAACAAAACUUGUUGUGCUUAAUCUGAACCACAACCAGAUCCGAGGACUUCCUCCAGAGAUGAAAAGAUUAGGCAGGCUUGAACAUCUCAGUGUGCUGGACAACGAGCUGGAGGAGGUUCCUGCUGAGUUGGGUCAUCUCACCAGGUUGACUGUUAUAAACCUGACUUACAACAGUUUGUCUCGGCUACCUCAGCAGCUGUACCAGUGUAAAGAACUCACCAAGCUGCAUGUCGCCAGAAACAAGCUGAGCAGCCUACCAGAGGGAAUUGGGGCACUGUCUAAACUCCAAGUUCUGGAUGUGGCUGGGAACAAGUUGUCCAUGUUCCCUGUUGGGUUUCCCCUGCUGCACCUAAAGGAGCUGUACUUUGAAGACAACUGGUUUGUGCGCUGUGAGCCGAUGUGGUCGGAGCAGGAUGUGGUAGUGCUGACAUUAAAGGAGCUGGCUGCCAGACGUGUCCUGCGGGAGGACCGGAACAAGUCCUCUCUAGUCCACAGGAUGCUUCCCCUCCACCCAUUUCUGACCGCCAUGUUGGCCAACAGCAGCUGCUGUGCGGUCUGCUUGGACCCCUUCCUCACCACCUGGUUGGAGUGUGUGCACUUUAUCAGUCUGAAGAAGGACAUGAACAUGAGGAGUUCUCAGACUAUUCCCGUGCGUGCCCUUCUUUGUUCAUACAAGUGCUUCAAUGAGGGUGGACACUCCUACUAUGGUGUGGUUUCAAGAUAAAUACAAGUCUAUUAAAAAGAAUAAUUCUUUAAACCACGCACAGCUUGAUUGACGUCUAUGGAAAUGAGGAGGUUUCAUCCUCAAAGGAGACACCAUACGGAUGGGAGCAGCACACUGACGAGAGGCAUCUACAAAAGGCGCUUGUAAAUUCCUGACAUGCCUAGCAUAUGUUAAUGAGCCAUUCUCUCGCUCUGAUAUAAUUACUACAGGGGGAUAUUGCCUUUGGUGAGAAUAUCUGUCUCGCAUGGCGCGGCUACCUCAUGGGGGUGAAAGAAGUAAAGAAUGAUAAAGUAGCGGGUGCAUAAAUUCUCAUUUACCAUGCUCGGAGGUAAAGGGAGUGAUGUUGGCAAAUUCACUCAGGAUGAUAUAUUGGGGGGAAGGCACCUGGGGUUCAUUACAUACCUCCUUUGUUAAAGCGCUUUCUGCAGGCGUGUAACGUUUGUUAGGGGGUAUUUAGGCUGUCUUGUCAUUUGGAGCACUUACUUAGGACGUCUUCAGAGGAGCCUAUGGCUGCGAAAGCUCACAUUGCAUCUUGGGGC
Messenger RNA from Labrus bergylta (ballan wrasse), 1571 nucleotides. It is a transcript of the gene lrrc69, whose product is annotated as leucine rich repeat containing 69. Gene Ontology annotation, molecular function: protein binding. The record is from RefSeq and is a predicted model, not a curated record. NCBI's taxonomy places the organism in Eukaryota, Metazoa, Chordata, Actinopteri, Labriformes, Labridae.